Messenger RNA from Symbiodinium sp. CCMP2456, 588 nucleotides. The record is from the annotation of a GenBank genome assembly. NCBI's taxonomy places the organism in Eukaryota, Dinophyceae, Suessiales, Symbiodiniaceae.
AUGUUUUGGUCAACUUUAGCUUACACCAGCAUUACGGCCGGGGAGGUGACGAAGGCCUUCCAGCAAUACCAGGCUACCAAGCGGAAGAAUUUGUGGUCUGAGCGCGAGUGCGAACGGGCCCUCCGAGAUGUGAGGCUAACGAUGAUCAACACCGUCAGGGAAGAGCUGAGAGACCAGGUCACUGUCGUCUCCUCGAGCUUGCAGAGCAUGAUGGUGCAAACGUCCUUGGUCCUCAUCGUCGGCUUCGGCUCCGUCUGUGAGGGUACCUUUCCUGAUGCGGAGGUCGGCGCAACCGAUUAUCCAGGACUAGAGCAGUUCUUCCUGGAGGUGUACGCCUUCUUCGCCGGCUUGACCCUCGUCCUUCCACUGGGAUCACUGCUCCUUACCUUUGCGAUCUCGCGAGAGGCCGGCUCUGUGCUGACGCCUACGACUGCUGCCUUUACUGCCCAAAGCUACGACUGCGUCUGCUGCAACAGAUACCACUCCACUGCCACCACCUCCUUCACCACCACUACCACCACCGCUGGCACUACCACCACCACCACCACCACCACCACCACCACCACCACUGCCAGUCACUACCACUGA